CUGCGGGCGCGGCCCGACGCUCGGCGAGGCGGGAGACGGCUCCGGAAGGCCAGAGGGGAGGAAGAGGAGCCUGUGGGUGCUGGGCUAGAAGAGCAGUCUCAGCUUACCUCGAAUCCUUCCAGAAGGUUCUAAGUGUCUGUCAGUGGGACAGCCCAGAGAAGAGGACCCUGAGGUGCUGGCAUCCAGUUCUGAGCAGCUGUUGGAAGUCCACUAAGAGGACCUGAGAGGAGGCGCCUAGACGGCCUCUGGGGACCUGCAGCACAGGCCACCGUCGUCAUCUCUGCUGCCUGUUCUGAGAGUCAGGUGCCACUAAGAUGUCAAACCCAUUCCUGAAGCAAGUGUUCAACAAGGACAAGACUUUCAGGCCCAAACGCAAGUUCGAGCCCGGCACGCAGCGCUUCGAGCUACACAAGCGUGCGCAGGCGUCUCUGAAUGCAGGGCUGGACCUGCGGCUGGCGGUGCAGCUGCCGCCGGGUGAGGAGCUCAACGACUGGGUGGCCGUGCAUGUGGUGGACUUCUUCAACCGCGUCAACCUCAUCUACGGCACCAUCAGCGAAGGCUGCACUGAGCAGUCGUGCCCAGUCAUGUCCGGGGGCCCCAAGUACGAGUACCGCUGGCAGGAUGAGCAGCGCUUCCGGAAGCCCACGGCGCUGUCCGCGCCCCGCUACAUGGACCUGCUUAUGGACUGGAUCGAGGUGCAGAUCAACAACGAGGGCCUCUUCCCCACUAAUGUUGGUACGCCAUUUCCCAAGACCUUCCUGCAGGCAGUGCGCAAGAUCCUGUCGCGGCUGUUCCGUGUGUUCGUGCACGUGUACAUACACCACUUUGACCGCAUAGCGCAGAUGGGCUCUGAGGCGCACGUGAACACCUGCUACAAGCACUUCUACUACUUCGUCACGGAGUUCGGCCUCAUUGACCCCAAAGAGUUGGAGCCCCUGAAGGAGAUGACAUCACGGAUGUGUCACUGAGGGCCUCUCCAGGCCACCGAGACUUGCGGAGACAGCCUGUGUCUCAGGAGCAUCACACCCUCAUCCCGAUGUCUGAGGAACAGCAAGACCAUGGCUUCUGCCCUCUCGUGGUGACUGUGAGCCCUCUGACUCAAACCCGGCCCCUUGCCGCCAUCCAGGGGCUGGACUUGAAUUCUGGACACUGUGCUUUCAGCCACUGGGUUUACACUGGGUUUGUACUGUGGCCUCUGACAAGAGGUAGGAUCUGGAGCCAUUGCUAACCCAAUGUCCCUUCUCCAGGGCUCUUUACCCUUACCUGUGCCAACCUGGAAGGGAGGUGCCACCAGGUCUCUGUUUACAGCCGCAUGGCAUGUGGGUGACCACACAGGCAGCCAGCGUACCUCCAAAGAUGCACUAAUGUGCCAUGGCUUCCCUUGCCCAGCACCCCAGGGCGAGACUCCCAUUAUCGGGUGUAGGUCUGGAAGGGUACAUGCACUGCAAGCCUGUGAUCCCAGAACUCUCCAGGCAGCUGCAAAGAUGACUGCAACAACUUGAGACCCCCUGACCUCCACAAUGAGGGUCAGGCCAGUCAGGGUCCCAUAACAAGAUUGUCUUAAAAAAAAAUGUAAAGCAGCAGGUGGGUUGGCACACGCCUUUAAUCCCAGGGCUCAGGAGGCAGAGGCAGGUGGAUGUCUGGGAUUGAGACCAGCCUGGUCUACAGAGCAAGUCUAGGACAGCCAGGGCUACAUAGAGAGAUCCUGUCUCAAAAAAACAAAACAAAACAAAGUCUGCACAGUGGAGAAGUAUUUGUUACAUGAUCAUGAGUACACAUGUGACCCCCACACCUGUGGAGGAGCCCUGGAGAGCCAGACAUAGGGUGCCCAGGGACGGAGUGAGAAUCAGGCAGCCAUGGUCCACCCUGGCAGGCAGCUGCUGUAACACACACACAGACUGGCUCUAUUGUGAGGGCGGCUAGUUCCAUUUCCUUUCUCUGUUUUACAUUGUUGGUUUUGUUUUUAAAACAGGGUUUUGAAACUGGUCUGGAACUCACAGAGAUCCUCCUGCCUCUGCAUCCCAAGUGCUCAGUUAAAGAUGUAAGACACCAAGCCCAGUCCAUUCAGAAAUAUUUUUGGUUUUGGUUUUGGUUUUGGUUUGAUACAGGCUCUUACUAUGUACCCCUGGCUGUCGUGGAACUUAUUCUGUAGACCAGGCUGGCUUUGAACUCACAGAUCCACUUGCCUCUGUCUCCCAAGUGCCAGCCAACAGCACAUCUGGAGAUUUUUGAGAUUACUUUUAACCAGUUUCUAGUGUCCGCCCUCCGGAGAACAGUUCAUCCUGGAAUCCAGCAAUGAAUUCAUUUCUGGCUUCUACCCUGGGAUCUGCAGUUCCUGGAAGGUGGUGGUAACAGGGACCUUUCUUUCUUCAGUGGCAGCCUAUUGUGUAGCAAAACUUAGUGUGUUGUGAGGCCCCUAUGGACCACAGGACCAAACUCCAGCAGGCCCUCUCUGCCGUGCCAUGAAGGGUGUAGCAAGAUGUGACUGUCCCCAGCUCCAGCUUUUGAGCCUCUUGGCCCUUCUCUGAGACCCCUGCACUGUAAAGACCCGGAGGAACUCUGGUUAUUUUUCCAGAGGCUGCCACUGAACUGAAUGUGUGCAGUUAACACAUUAUCACACCAAUGCCUGAGUCCAGAGCCUAAGAGACACCCCUGGGUCCUUCCAGAAGUCACUGCACCUAAUACCCUGUCCUGGAAACACCCAGGGCCCGCCCUCAAGGCUUAACUGAAUGUAUCUCUCACCCGCAAGACUUGGCGGAUCUGCCUGCCUCCCUCCCACCUCCAUGCCAGCUAAUAAUAAAGUCCUCCAUAACGCGGGCUGCUCCUUGUUUCUGGCCAACUCCCACCCUGAACAAUGGUCUGGUGACAAGCUUUGAUAACAGCCUGUCCGACCACAAAGGGCCCAAAUACUACAAGAUAACAGGAAAGAAACUAUAGACGUAGACUCGGUGUAGAACUGGCAAUUCUUUCUCUUGAGAUGGGGUUUUCCUGUUGUCGCAUGUGUUGUGGAGAUCAAAGGACAACUCUCCUCCUUUUACCUCUGACCACGCCCCCAGCCUCCUCAUUGGUGGGGGGAUUCAAGGUGGGGCUCCACCCCUGAGCCAAGCUCCCAGCCACUCUCUUGGGAAUUUGGGGGGUUGGGGGGGAGCUCACUCCUGACCAGUCCCCCAACCCCUCUGUUUUAAAUGAAGAGCAUACAGUUUUGACAA
This is a messenger RNA of Grammomys surdaster, 3209 nucleotides long. It is a transcript of the gene Mob3a, whose product is annotated as MOB kinase activator 3A. Lineage: Eukaryota; Metazoa; Chordata; Mammalia; Rodentia; Muridae. Gene Ontology annotation, molecular function: protein kinase activator activity. The record is from RefSeq and is a predicted model, not a curated record. The coding region runs from base 315 to 968 and encodes 217 amino acids. The transcript is spliced from 5 exons. Gene Ontology annotation, biological process: signal transduction; positive regulation of protein phosphorylation. Gene Ontology annotation, cellular component: nucleus; cytoplasm.